GUGAACCACUCAAGACCUUCUGACAGAUCUGAGAUCAGAGCAGCAAUUCUCCACUAAAUGAAAACUACACUAUCUGAUUGAAGUGUAUGCAGGGACUACUAGAACUGAAUCCUUGGAACAGAACUUGGUUGUAUCAAGUCUUUCGACCAGCUGAAAAUGAGCGGUGCUAAAGACUCCGAGGAGAGACCCCAGUGGGACAACAAGGUCCAGUACAUGUUGACAUGCAUUGGCUUUGCAGUUGGACUUGGAAAUAUUUGGCGUUUUCCCUACCUUUGUCAAAUCUAUGGAGGAGGUGCAUUCCUCAUCCCCUACCUCAUCGCUUUAGUGUUUGAGGGGCUGCCCCUGCUCUACCUGGAGAUGGCAAUAGGACAACGGCUCCACCUGGGCAGCAUUGGUGCUUGGAACACCAUCUCACCACUGCUGGGUGGGGUCGGAAUCGCCUCCAUGGUUGUGUCAUUCCUGGUGUGUAUUUUCUACAACACCAUCAUGGCCUGGGUGCUCUGGUACAUCUUUAACUCCUUCCAAGAUCCGCUGCCAUGGAGCCACUGUCCUCUAAAUGAGAAUCGCACAGGUUACAAUGAAGAGUGUGAGAAGAGCACUCCAGUGAAUUAUUUCUGGUACCGUGAGACACUGAACAUCUCGCCUAAUAUUGAGACGAACGGCUCUAUACAGUGGUGGAUAGUCGUGUGUCUGGCCAGUGCCUGGUUCGUGAUCUACAUCUGUUUCAUCAGAGGCAUCAAGUCCAUAGGAAAGGCUGUGUAUGUGACUUCCACCUUCCCUUACCUGGUACUAACCAUCUUCCUGAUUCGUGCCCUCACUCUGCCUGGAGCAACUGAUGGACUGUCGUACCUCUUUUCUCCUGAUUGGGAAAUACUGAAGAACCCUCGUGUGUGGCUAGAUGCUGCCACCCAGAUCUUCUUCUCUCUUUCUGUGGCUUUCGGAGGUCUCAUAGCUUUCGCCAGCUAUAAUGAAGAGAAAAACAAUGUUGAGAGGGACACACUUGUAGUCGGAAUAAUAAACAGCGCCACAUCUCUGUACGCCUCUAUUUCAAUCUUCUCCAUCCUGGGAUUUAAAGCCAAAAAUGUCUUUAAUGCCUGUCUACAAGAAAACAUCUUGGCUCUGACCAACCACUUUGAGUUAGCAGACCAGAACAUUACAGUGGACAACUAUGAGAACUGGUUUGAGUAUCUAAACCAGACCUCUCCUACUGAGGUGGCCAGUUUGAACCUGAGGCACUGUGACCUUAAAACCUUCCUUGACCAGAGUGCUUCAGGUACUGGCCUGGCUUUUAUUGUGUUCACGGAGGCGGUGAUAGAGAUGCCAGGCUCCCAGGUAUGGGCCAUACUGUUCUUUGUUAUGCUCUUCAGCUUGGGCCUGUCCUCCAUGUUUGGCAACCUGGAGGGAGUGCUCACACCCAUCAACGACCUCAAUCUGGUGCCUAAGUGGAUCCCUAAAGAAGUUGUAACAGCCAUCAUCUGCCUGAUAUCUUUCCUAAUAGCUCUCAUCUUCACCCCGAGUUCAGGGAACUACUGGGUGGAGGUUUUUAAUACCUAUGUGGGCUCUGUACCUCUGCUCAUCAUUGCAUUCAUGGAGAUUAUUGGAGUCAUCUAUAUUCGGGGAAUGAAAACAUUCGCUGAAGAUAUCGAAUUCAUGAACGGGAAGAAGCCCAACAUCUUUUGGAAGGCAUGCUGGAUGGUAAUCAGUCCUGUUAUGCUGUUGGUGGUGCUGAUUGCCUACGUGGUUGUGCAGGCACAGCAACACCCAACCUACCCCACAUGGAACCCAGAUUACGAAUUAUUCCCCAAACCUGAAGUAAAGCCAUACCCAGACUGGGUUUUUGCCAUAAUCAUCCUCAUCAGUGUGGUCCCAGUGAUUUCCAUCCCUACCGUGGCCAUCUACAGACUGACCCGCCAUGGACUCAAAAGAUCCUCAGCUCCCACUGAGCACAACCCCUACUGCAAUGACGGCUUUGAGUUUGAAGCACGGGAACAGAAGAACCAGAGUGCCUAGGAAACAAAUUUACUGAAAACCUCUUCCCCAUGGUCAUCACCACUACAAUGGAUCUUUCUUCUUGAAUCAGGAGAGUCGACAUAUAAAUCAGUCACUAUGAACUUGACUAUUCAUUUUUUUUAUGUUUACAUUCAGCAGUACUGUGAGGAGCUGGCCUCACAACAGGCAAAUCACACGUUUCCUCAAAGAUGGAUUUAUUGGACAGUGUAACACCACACUGAGACACACGCUUUUCUUUGCUUUCAAGUUCAAACAUAUUAAUAUUAACUUCACAAAUCAGUAAUGUAUUGAACGUCAUCACUGUGUACAACAUUUAACUCACUCACUGUAAUUAUUGACAGUAUUUCUGUGAGCAGAUUGAUAUCAUGGGUCCUUAAUGGAAAACUAUCAGGAAGUGUAAAUCAAAGUCCAGACAGAGUAACAGCUCAGGGCUGUGACCUGGUUCAGUUCUGUAAAUUGGGGAUAUAAACUUAUUCAUCUUUACUGUUAUAGAUUAUUGUUUUAUGGACUGUGUUGGCUUCAGUACUGGAGUGCCUUAUUUAUGAUGUAAGUAGACCGAGAGGCUAUUUUCUCUCUUUUUACAGACUCUGUGAUGGACAUGAAAAUUGUUUUGGUAAACUAACAGAUUGGAAAAUCCCAUCGACUGAUUUCAACACACUGCUCAUUCGAGUAUGAGACAAUGAAACCUAAAGAGAAAAAAACAACAACUAUAUUUUGAUUUUGAGUUUGAAUAUCUUGAAUUUGGAGAUUUUAAGAUAAAACCUAGAUUGAACAUGUCAGUGAAGCUGGGCAUCAUACCUUUGCCGAGGGUUUCAAGGUUGCUGGGUGCUAUAAAUGUGGCAUGCUGGUAGUCUACAUCUGGAUGGCCAAGAAAUCCACCGGAGUCUUUGGGUUAGUGGCCUGUCGGACUCUGGCCAACCUCAGAUCCCCCAGACGCCGCUCCAGACUGCGCUUCCCUGACCACAGAUGACAGAAGGUAAUGAGAUUGAGCUUUUAUUUUUUGAUGUGAAUGGUUAUAUGCAUCCCAACACCUGUGAAAUCAAAUGCAACAAUAAACCAACCUCAGCAUAGGUUAGAGUUAGGCAUGUUAAGUUUGGUGUUUCUCUCACAGUCCAUAUUCAAAGAUAUUGGCCUCCCUGGCUAAUUGUAGCAAGACUUGUAGUGAAAGAGAUAUGUGCUUAUUAUUCUCAGACCACCCAUAUGUCAGUGACUGUAUUCCGAAACAAAUCAAUUUGCACUACUAAAAUGUGACUGUCUUGAUAGAGGCUGUAAGCAGCUUUAUGUUCUUUAUUUUUCCAAUAAAGCUUUUGCAUAAAGUGAAACAUGA
Solea senegalensis (Senegalese sole) is the source of this 3337-nucleotide messenger RNA. RefSeq names its product sodium-dependent neutral amino acid transporter B(0)AT1-like. The record is from RefSeq and is a predicted model, not a curated record. Bases 157 to 2010 code for a protein of 617 amino acids. Gene Ontology annotation, cellular component: plasma membrane. NCBI's taxonomy places the organism in Eukaryota, Metazoa, Chordata, Actinopteri, Pleuronectiformes, Soleidae. Gene Ontology annotation, biological process: sodium ion transmembrane transport. The transcript is spliced from 12 exons.